UUUUUUUUUUUUUAAUGUAUUUCUCCCCAGCAAUCCACACCUAAGCUCUUUGACUUAUUUGUUUAGUGUUCUCAUUUGGUUCAUCAGCUCUUUGUUUUUUGGUUGGCUGAUAAUCUGGGUGAAGUAAAUAUAGAGGCAUGAGCAUGUUUUAAACACUAUUUUGUGUGCCAUUGAGUCAAUUCUGAGUCAUUAUGACCCCAUGUGACAGAGUAGAACUUCCCCAUAGGGUUCCUAGGCUGUAAUCUUUAUGGGAGCAGAUUGCCAUGUGUUUUAUUCUGCAGAAUGGUUGUAAAACUAUCUUAGAAGCAGAUAAUCUCGGGGAAGCAAACAUUUCUGAGAGACUGAGUAGUCCCUGAGUAACUCAAAUGGUUAAGUGCUGGACUACUAACCAGAAGGUUGGUGGUUCAUACCUACCCAGAGGCACCUCAGAAGACAGGUGAUCUGCUUCCAGAAGGUCACAUCCUUGAAAACUCUAUGCAGCAGUUCUACUCUGCACAGAUGGGGUUGCCAUGAGUCAGAGUCAACUUGAAGGCAACCAACAGCAACUUUCCCCAGUUUCUCAACCAUCAAGUGUAAUCAUUUGAUCUAGCAGGUUGGCUCUUUGCUUUAGAAUAAACCAGCGAUUGAGGUAAAUAGUUGUUAGAAAUAAUUUUUUAAAACUGUUUGAAAAUAUUACUGUUAUGGCCAAAUCCAAGCCCAUUGCCGUUGAGUCGAUUCCGACUGAUAGUGACCCUAUAGGACAGAGUAGAAGGAGUGGCUGGUGGAUUUGAACUGCUGACCUUUUGGUUAGUAGGGCCACGUUAUUUUAUGUUUAGGCAUUUAAAACUGGAUUCACUUAGCUUUAAAUGCAGAUUUUUCUUGUGUUCCAAGUUCAUUUUGGCAGAGUUGACUUGGUUCUUCAUGAUUCCAGCUAGAUAAAUUGGACAUCACAUGAUAAUAUGAUUUUUAGCAAAGCUCUGUGUCUUCUGUGUCUUAGGCUGGGUUCUCUAGAGAAGCAAAACCAGUAAAGCAUAUAAAUAUGUAGAGAGAGAGAUUCAUAUCAAGGAAAGAGCUCACGAUUGUAGAGGCUAGAACAUCCCAAGUCCAUGGAUCAGAGUAGAGGCUUCUCCUGAUUCACUUAGCCACAGGGGCUGGUGAACUCAAGAUCAGCAGGUCAGAAAGCAGGGCUCUUGCUCACAGGCUGUGGAGAUUGAUGAAUCCCAAGAUCGGCAGGUAAGCUGUUAGCUCAAGUCCCAAGAACUGGAGGUCAGAUGAACAGGAGCCAGCUGCAGGAUCCAGAGCAGGCAAAAGCCAGAACGGCGACUUAUAUUCAGAUGCAGACCACAUGCCCAAGGAAACUCCCAUUUAAGUGAUUGGCCGCUCACAGCAGAUCCCGUCAUGUGGGUGAUCACAUACAAGCACUAAGAAUCGUGAGCCAGCCAAGUUGACACAAUCUUAACCAUCACACUGUUAACAUUUUAAAGAUCAUAAAACUCCAUUACGUGUUCUAGUGUAUUAUUGUCCAAAUUUUCUUGGCUAAGUAGUAUUCGUUAUGCAACAACUUGAAAAGUAUAAAGCAUAAAAUUCUUGGCAGCAUGGUGUGUUAGAAGGAGCACUUGGAGUCAGAUGUAUCUAGACCUUGCAAAAUAUUUAACUUUUCUGAAUUUUAGCUUCAUUACUUGUAAAUUAAGAAUAUUAGAACCUGUCCUACUUAACUCACAUAGUUGUGAGAAUCAGAUGAAAUGAUAAAUACUGUCAUCCUUUGUAAAAUAUGAAAUUUGUUUAUAAACAAAAUGUAAGGUUGUAUCAAGUAUCCAUUGUACUUUAAAAGGAUUCCAGUUUAGUAUUGUCUGUUGUGAAUUCCCCUCGUUCUUGUGAUUUUUUUUUUAGAGCCCUGGUGUAAUUUUCGCCUCUUCCUAAGUCGACUGGACUAAAAGAUGAUGAUAAUUCUAUAGUCUUUUGACUUAAUAUGCCUCCAAAUUUCAUUUUGCUUUCCUAACACUACUAUUUCAUAUGAAAAUUAAAAGAAACCUUUUCUUCUGAGAAGUAAUAAGCUUGGUAUGCCACUUAGAAUUAAAAAUAUUUUACUGAUAAUUAGUCUAUUAUGUUAGUAGGAGCCCUGGUAGCACAGUGAUUAAGCGUUCAACUGUUAACUGAAAGGUUGGCAGUUCGAACCCACCAGCUGUUUUGUGGGAGAAAGAUGUGGCAGUCUGCUUCCAUAAAGAUUUACAGCUUUGGAAACCCUAAGGGGCAGUUCUACUCUGACCUACAGGGUUGCUCUGAGUCAAAAUCUACUUGAUGGCAAUGGGUCUUAAUGGGUUAUUGUAUUAGUUAUUUGUUUUAUAUGUUCUUUAGUGGUAUGUAUAUACUGAGAUAAGUGAUGGCUGUGUUACUGUCUUUGUGGACAUUCUUCCUGAUCAUUAUUACUUCUUAUUGGCUUUUUUUUUUUUAAUUGUACUUUAGAUGAAGGUUUACAAAGUUUACAAUUAAUACACGUAUUGUUUUGUGACAUUGCUUGCCAACCCAACAUGUUAACACUCUCCCCUUCUCAACCUUGGGUUCCCCAUUACCGGUGUUCCUGUCCCCUCCUGGCUUCUUGUCCUUGCCCUGGGCUGGUGUGCCCCUUUAGUCUCAUUUUUGUUUUGUGGGCCUGUCUGGUCUUUGGCUGAAAGGUGACUCUGAGGAGUGACUUCAGUACUGUGAAAAGAGUGUCCGGGGCCCAUACUCUUAGGGUUUACUUACUGGCUUAAAAAAAAUUUUUUUUUUUAAUUUAUUCAUUCUUUAUUUUGUAACAGAGCUACAGGUUGAGAUCAUAGAUUCUUAAACCAAACUGCCUGGAUUGAAUCCUGCUCCUGUGUAGUUUUGGGCUGUUUAUUUGUAACCUUUUUGUGCUACGGUUCCCCAUCAGUGAAAUAGGAUAAUAACAGAAGCUACUUCAUAGGAUUGUUAUGAGGAUUAAAUGAGUGAAUAUUUAUAAAGUGCUUAAAAUAAUGCCUGACAAAGACUAUUAAAAUCCUUCCUCACUGAUUUUAUUCGGUAUCUUUCAACAGUAUGAAAUAUUCAUCGUUAGUGUGAAAUAGUGGUUAGAAAAAAGCAGCCGGCAAUGGCUUACAUUUUUAAUUUAUUACAUCUUAAACUGGUAUUAUUUGAAGUAUUUAAACCUCUAAAUGCUUGGAAAUUUGCACAUUUGCCCCAGGCAACCAUAAUUUGCAUUGAAUUUCACAUCAUUGUUAUCACCAUUAUGUCAAAAACAAAGCACUCUUAUUAGUAUCAAGGCGUUCCACAUGUGUAUGCUUUAAAUAUUUUAACUGUAGGUUGCUUGACUGUUUAAUUAUGAUGAUUAAUUUCAGUUAGUGCAAAUAAGAAUUCUAAUAACACCACCUUACAUUUGAACAGCCAUUCAAAAUGCUUUGUAAAAUAGGCCCCUUAUCACUUGUUAGCUACCCUUGAGUCAGCUCCCAACUCAUGGUGACCCCAUGUACAACAGAAGGAAAUACUGUGCUGUCCCCAUGAUUGGUUGCAGAUCGGACCAUUGCGAUCCAUUGGGUUUUUUGUCUUGUUUAAUUUUUUUUUUUUAAUUUUGUUGUUGAGUAUAUACACAGCAAAACAUACACCAAUUCGAUCAAUCGGGUUUUCAUUGGCCGAUUUUUGGAAGAUUGCUAGGCCUUCCUUCCUAGUCUUAGUCUGGAAGCUCUGCUGAAACCCGUUCAGCAUCAUAGCAACACUUAAGCCUCCAGUGAUAGACAGAUGAUGGCUGAGCAUGAGGUGCGUUGGACAAGAAUUGAAUCCAGGUCUCUGCAUGAGGGUGAGAAUUCUACCCCUGAACCACCAAUGCCUCAUUUAUAUUACUUGAGAAGCAGUGUAAGAAGCAUUUAAAAGUGUGGGCUCUAGAAUCAGACUGUAUUCUAGUCGCUGCUCUGCAGUUUGUGAGCCAGGUGACUUCUGGCAAAUCUCCUACCCUUUCUACACGGUACUUUCUUUAUUUAUAAAAUGGGGGAAGUAAGUAUCUCAUAGGGCUACCCAGAAGGUUAAAUGUGAUAUAAUACAUAUAAAGCACUUAGAAUAGUGCCUGGCAUAUAACGAGAGUUCAGCACAUCGUAAUUACUGUUGAGUCAUUGGUGCACACAAAACAGCCAGUAAAUUCUGGUGGUAAUAUGGGGAAACCAAGGUUCAGAUGAGAUCUGUGAUUUAUGGAAGGUAAAAGAGUAAGCCCCUUGACUCCUCAUGCAGAUCUUUUCCCACAAAACACUGCUGCCCUUUGUACUGCAGCAGCUCUUCAACUCACUCAUAUUGACUAGGCCCAGCCCAGAGAUAGGUUCCUUCAUUUCCCAUUGUGUUUCCAGUUCUUGGCUACUGUCAGAGUAUUUCUAUCUUGGCUCUGAUUCUGUUAGAGCCCUUCCCUUUCUUCAUGGAUCCUCCAGUUGUGUACUGCUCACCCCCAAAGUUGUUAGUAAGCGUGGCGGGCAUCUAUUUUCAAAAAACAAGAAAGAAGGAUAGGUAUUGAAGCUAAUUUUUUUAUAUGGGUUGUUUUUUUUUUCCUCGUGUGAUUCUAUUAGAAAAAAAAAUUUUUUUUUAGCCUAUUAUUUGUGUUUAAUGCAGUACUGAGUUAUUUUUAUGAAUACUUUUUAUUCUCUGAACUUUCUUCUUUUCCCCUGAGCUUAUAGACUCAAAGGUUUUUUUUAGGAACUAAGAAAGGAGUUUGAGAAUCACACAAAUCCCCUGAGCCACUCUAAAAAUAGGCAGAAUACAAUUUGUGAAUCAUUUGCUUUUUUUUAAAUCUUCAGUAAAUAGAAUCACUUUGUUUUUUCUUUUUUAGGGGCAUCAAACCAAGUUUAUAUCAUGUAAGCAAAGCACAUAGUAAUUAUUGCAGUAUUCUGGAAUUGUGAGAUGGUUUGCUCUUAUAUUUUGUGAGAGAAUAGCAUUUUGAAUGUAUCAUUUAAUUCCAAAAUUUGGAUUUAUAGGAGUAGCUGUUCAAUUACAGUCAAACAAGCAGGUAUUUAUUGAGUCCUUUCUGAAUAGGGGGCACCACGUAAGACUGGUUGUAAGAUAAUGUUCCCAAACCUUAACCCUUCCCUUAGCUUCAGCUACGCUUUUGGGUGCAUCCUGUGACUUAGGAGGUUGGGGAGAAUUAACCCUCUCCAAGCUGUGAUUGUGGAUGUUUUAUUGGUAUUGUCAUUACUCAAGAUUUAUUUCUUAUUUAGGAGCCUUGCUUUCUCUGGAAAAGGAACAGCUGCCUCCAAGGCUGGCAUUGUUGGGAGGAUUUUUGUUUUAUUUUCUGAGAUUUCAGUCUUUUCCUGUUUAGACUGUCAUCGUUUUGCAUAUAUGUGUAGUUCCAUAUCUUUGCCUCCUUGCCUUCCUCCGCUGGGUGUAUUUUGUGUGUUUCUGUAUGGUUACGCUCCUCCCACAGGAAGUAGAAUUUACUUGGGCAGCCUGUGGAGUUAGCACUAGGCUGGUAGAGGAGUGAUAUUAAAGAAUCAGAAAACAAGGCCCCUAUUCUUAAGAAGUGUAUAGUGGGGAGAAACAGAAGUAUGUAAAACUAACAUAACAGAUAAAUAACAAAUGUAACAGCAUUGUAUUUAGUAUAUAAAUAUUGCUAAUUGAGCAAUACAGGCAAUACUUUGACAUUCAGAGGAAGUAGAAACUUACUUUAAACCAAAAAACCCCUUUGACUGCUGGGUGCCUUUAAGGUGGUAAGUCGGAUGUGAACCAUUUGCUCCACCUAAGGACCUAGAAACUCACUUUAGGCUGGAUUAAAGAUUUUGUAGUACUGGUAGAAUUUCAGAGGGAUCUUGAAGCAUGAGUAGGAUCUGGAUAACUCAAGGAUAGGAUAUGGAGUCUUAGCAAGAGUAGCAACCCUUUGUGUAGUUCUGUUAUAGGAAAAAAAAUGUUUUAUCAACUAAAGUAACACAUUUUACCUAUUAGAAUAUCGAUGAGUUUGGUAUUGCUAUGAAAUCCAUUAUGUAAUUCACUUGUUCAAACUUUGAUUUAUCAUCUACGCCCAUGCAGAAACAACAGAAGAAUGUAUGACACCUUUUUUAUUAAUUAUUUAGUUUUGUAUACUUAAGAAAUGUUUGUGAAAAAUCGUGUAUUUGUUUUUAUUUCCCAUUUAGUGUCAUGCUGAAUUUUGUUUUUUUUUGUGUGUGUGUGCAAUGUGAAAUUAGUUUUCUAAGAACAAAACUCUUUCUUAAAAUGUUUCUUUUUAUGGAGUGCAAGAAUUUGUCCUGUUCUUGUCAUCUUUGUCCAGGAGCCACUUGUGGUUAAAUCAAGUGUUUCCUGCCCUGUUGUGUGGCCGGCACCUAGGACAUUAUUGCAGUUGCAGAUGAGAGAUAUUUAGACACCGAAGGCGGAUGGUGGCAGGGCAAGCACUGAGGAGAUAGGUGUGAAGAGCUCUUUUCAAGAUUUUUACUACCUUUGGAUGCUACUCUUGAUAUGGAGAAGAUUGAGGAAGAAUUUGCUAAUUUGCACAUUGUUAAACGUUCUUCAGAAAAUAAAGAGCCCACUUAUCUGCUUGGUAUAGACACAUCAAAGACUGUACAGGCAGAAAAAGGAAACUUGGUUGCUGUUUUGUGUUCUAAUGGAUCAAUCAGAAUAUAUGAUAAGGAAAGGUUAAACGUGGUACGAGAAUUUAGUGGACAUCCUGGACUUCUUAACGGAGUCAGAUUUGCAAACUCCUGUGGCAGUGUAUAUUCAGCAUGUACUGAUGGCACUAUAAAAUGUUGGGAUGCUCGAUUAACCAGUGAAAAACCUGUCCAGCUGUUCAAGGGUUACCCUUCCAAUAUUUUUAUCAGUUUUGAUAUCAGCUGUAAUGAUCAUGUCAUUUGUGCUGGUACAGAAAAACUUGAUGAUGAUGCAUUGUUAGUAUUUUGGGAUGCAAGAAUUAAUUCUCAGGAUUUGUCUACUAUGAGAGACCCACUUGGCACAUAUUCAGAGACACAUAGUGAUGAUAUCACUCAAGUACGUUUCCAUCCCAGCAACCCUAACACGGUAGUCUCGGGUUCAACUGAUGGCCUGGUGAAUGUAUAUGAUAUUAGUGCUGAUAAUGAAGAGGAUGCAGUGGUUACAACCUGCAAUUCCAUUUCAUCAGUAAGCUAUAUUGGUUGGUCCGGGAAAGAUUAUAGACAGAUUUACUGCAUGACACAUGAUGAAGGAUUUUGUUGGUGGGAUCUGAAUCACCUGGAUACUGAUGAACCAAUUACACUUUUGAACGUCCAGGAUGUCAGAGAAGUAAUUAAGGUGAAAGAAAGUAUUUUGGACUAUUUGGUUGGUGGCCUAUAUCAUGAAAAGAUGGACAAAUUGUUUGUCAUUGGAGGAACAAACACGGGAAGGAUCCACUUACUGAGCUGUACCACAUCAGGAUUGAACCAUGUGAUGAGCCUUCAGGGAGGGCAUGCUGCUACAGUCCGUUCUUUCUGUUGGAAUACGCAGGACGAGUCUUUGCUGACUGGGGGAGAAGAUGCACAGUUGCUGCUUUGGAAACCUGGGGCUAUAGAGAAGACCUUCACAAAGAAAGACAGCAUGAAAAUAACGUCCUCUGUGCACCAGCGCGUGCGAGUUCACAGUAAUGAUUCUUACAAGAGAAGAAAAAAGUAGUGAUGUUAAAUUGGGAGUUUACUUGAUAUGUUUUAUAGUUUCAAGUAAUUAUUUCUGUCUACUACCUAUGGUAUACAUGUUUAAAACUUAUGUAUGUAAAAACAAGCCAGUUAGCAAACUGUCCUGGAAGGAAUGUUGAGAAUGAUUUAAUUCAGGUCAUCACCUAUUUUAAAAUUAUUUCGUUAAAGCAAUCAGUUGAGUAUAAAAGCAGCGAUUUGGAGGAAAAAUUAUGUUCUUCAUUUUUAAAACGUAUCUGUUGAGUUAGUAAAUGUCAGGUUUAAAGAAAUAGCUUUGGUAAGGACUCUUUAGAAGUAGAUGGCUGGUAAGAUGUAGUAAGAUAUGGUUUUGGCUGUUUCUUAAGCUCAGUUUUUUACAAGUUAAAUUUCCUUCAUUGUUUAUGAAGCCAGAUCACGCUUUUUUCUUCAUUUGAGCAGUUUCUGCUUGCUUAAUAUACAUAGAUUACACUGAAAUAUUUAAAUGUGAAUAUCUUAAUGACUCGAAAUAAAAAAAAAAUUUUUUUUAGAAAUAAACUGGUAUCUAUCUAAAAUAAUAUAUUUAGUAAAUAUUACAUCUAUAUUUUAAUACUGGUUAAAAACUAAAUAGGCGUUUAGCUGAUGAAAAGGAAAUUAGCUUGUAAAAUUCAUUUUGAGACUCAAAGAAUAUACAAAAAUUAAAACAUAAUAGUGGGCCGACUUUUUAUUUCAAAAUAUUCUUUUGAUAAUAUUUUUUGACAAAACUCUCUUCCACAGUGUUUCAUCUGUGAUUUUGAAACUUGAAUUUUUGUUCAUUGCUGAUGUUUCAUCUUUCCUUUUGAGUGUUUCUCUAACUAGUCUUAAUAAAAGAAAUUGAUCUCUAUAAAGAUUGGGCAUCUUUAUUUAUACUUCAUUAAAAAUUAAAAUACCUUUUAAAUUAGAAAUAUUGUCCUGGAAAACACAAAUGUUGCAUUAGAACCUUUCACACUUCUCUUUAAAUGUUAAUAAUGACUAAUCUUUGAAGCUGUAAUGCUGGGGAAAAGAAUUAUUUUUAUACACAAUAAUGCAACUUAUCUUUAGGCUGUGAUCUAGCUUAACUUACCUGAGACUCCACAGUAGAUAAGUAAUUGUUUAAUGUGUUCAGACAUGUAUUUGGAGAAGUUAAACCAUCAGGUCUUAUAGUUGUUCAAACCAGAAACCUGAGAAUCAUUUCGAACUUCUCUCUUCCCUUUCUUUCACCAAGUCAUUUUGCCUUUACCCACCCAUCCCUCCCCAAACACACCACUGCCUCAUCUAAGGCUUUCAUCAUUUCCCACUGUCUCUAAUCUGUGCUCUAAUUCGUCCUUCCCGCUACUACUAGGCAGGUCAUUGAAAACAGAUCUGUCCAUGCCUCAUAGUGCUAAAAAUCUUUGGUACAUUUUGAUAUUUUGAUGGAACACUAGAUAAACAUUAAAAACCAUGUUAUUCAAGAUCUCUAGGCUAUAAGACAAUGCUAUAAGUGAAAACUGGCUAAAAAGUUCUGGAGACAUUACGUUCAUAAAACAAUAGAAAAUGAGAGUUUAUCAAAAUGAGAACUUUUAAAAAUUAAAAAUACUGAAAAUAAAAAACGGUUGUAAGGUAUAGGUUGGAAUCCCCGGGUAAUGCAAAUUAUUAAUGUGCUUGGUUACUAACCAAAAGAUUGGCCGUUUGAGUCCACCCAGUGGUGCCGCAGAAGACAGUCCUGGCAAUCAAUCUCCUGAAACAGCCAUUGAAAACCGCAUGGAGCACACUUCUACUCUCGACACAAACGGGUCACCAUGAGUUGGAGUCAGCUUGACAGCAACUGGUUAAGAUGGCAGGUGAAGAAAUCUCCUUGAAAGAAUUAAAAGAGACAAAGUGAGAAAAGAAAAAAAAAGCCACAGAAGAUCAAUACAGGGGUCUAACAUCAGACUAACAGUUUUAAAAGUGAAAGUUGUAAAAAAAAAAAAAAAAAGAGGUGAAGUGGUGGAUUACUAAAUGAAAUAACAGGAAACUAUCCCAGAACUUCACUCUUCAGAUUAAGAGAUCAAACAGUCAAGUGUAGUGAAUGAAAAAUACCUACGCUAAGACAUAGCAUUGCGAAGUUUCAGAACCUUAAACGUAAAUACAAAAUCUUAGAAGUCCCCUCAUCAUCUCCCCCCGCAAAAACUUAUUGCCAUCAAGUCGAUUCUGACUGAUGGUAACUCAUGUUUCAGAGUAGAACUGUGUUCCCUAGAGUUUUCAGUUGCUGUGAUCUCUUGAAAGUAGGACACUAAGCUUUCUUCCGAGGUGCCUAAGGGUGGAUUCGAACUGCCAAGGUUUUGGUUAAUAGCUGAGUACUUAACCAUUUGCACCACCCGGGGACUAAAUGGCCCCAAAGAGAGGGAGGAAAUCACAUAGGAACAAGAAUUAGAUUUGCAUUAGACUUCUGUCUUAGGGUUCUCUAGAGAAACAGAACCAGAAAUAUAUAGAGAGAUUUAUUUUGAGGAAUUGGCCCACUCAGUUGUGGAGCCCUGCAAGUCAGGAAACAGACUGGAAGUUCCUGCAGCCUUGACUGUUUAAUCUUAAAACAGGAUCCUUCCUCAGGAAACCUCAGUUUUUGCUCUUAAGGCCAUUCAACUGAUUGGAUGAGGCCUGCCCUCAUUAAGGAGGGUAAUCUGCUAAUUUAAGAUAACUGAUUUAAAUGCUAAUCACAGACUUCAUAGCAACAUCAAGACUAGUAUUUGACCAAACAAUUGGGCACCAUAGCCUACCAAGUUGACACAUAAAAUCAGCCAUCACAACUUCUCAUUAGCAAAUCUGGAUGCCAAAAGGUGAUGGAUCAAGUUCUUAGGACAAAUUCCUGCCUGUUUAAACUUUGCUCUUCAAACCUGGGAACCAAGUUUAUUAGGAAAAAAUUUUUGACAUAUCCUUUGCUAAGUCGAAUGCUCCCUACUUAGUCUCUGAAUCUCAGGAACCAAAUUGAUUCAGCUAACUGAUGUCACCUUGCUAGCCUAAACUCUUAUUAACUGAAUCCAGGAAAGAUUUGAAAUUCAGGUUUGUCCAGGUUCAAACCCCUGUUGAGAAUUUGCAUUUCUAACAAGUUUCCAGGCAAUGCUAAUGCUACUGGUUAGGGAACAACUCAGAACCAUUAAUACAGCAGUGGUUCUCAAAAUUUAUUAUACAUCAGAAUCACCUGGGAAUCUCAUUAAACUAGAUUCUGAUUCAGUAUAUCUGGGGUGGAAAUGCAAAUUAAUCAGCAGGGAUUUGAACCCAAACGAGCAGGUUCAAAGCUCUGCCUAUAAUUCCAUGACCAAAUUCCUCAAGUGUGAAGCUAAAAACAUUUCACUCAUACAGGAUCUCAAACUUCACUUCCCAUGCAGCUUUUUUGUCAAAGACUAUUGGAGGAAGAUGUACUCCACAAAAAUAAAGGGAAUAAACCAAGGAAGACAAGAGAACAGGAAUCAGGGCCUAAUAACAGGACCAGAGUCCAUUCGUUCAGUUCAGAUUGCAACAGGAGAAUAAGAGAUACCAGGAGAGGGAGCUCCAGGGGGGAAAAUGAAUCAAUAGGUUAUCCAAGCGUUUGACCAUGUGGAAAAUAGUACAAGUGGAUUAAAUUCACCAAUUUAGAGAUUCUUGUAUUGAAUUAAAAAAAAAACAAGAUCUAAUUAAAGACAUGUUAAAUGGAUGAAAAAAGAUAUACCAUCCCAAAGAAUGGGAGAUAACAUUUGCAAAUCAUGUAUCCGAUAAGGAACUUGUAUCCAGAACAUAUAAAAAAACUCUUAUAACUCAAGACAAUUCAAUUGAAAACAUGGGCAAAGGAUCUGAGUAGACAUUUCUCCAAAAAAGAUAUACAAAUGGCCAAUAAACACAUGAAAUGAGGCUCCCCGUUGUUAGUCAUCAGGGGAAUGCAAAUCAUAAUCACAAUGAGAUACUACUUCACACCCACUAGUCAUCAGGGAAAUGCAAAUCAUAAUCACAAUGAGAUACUACUUCACACCCACUAGGAUGGCGAUAAUAAAAAAGAUAGAUGAUGAGGAUGUGGGGCCACUGAAUCCCUCAUACACUGCUGGUGGGAAUGUAAAAUGGUGUAGUCACUUUGGAAAACAGGGAGUUCCUCAAAGUUAACCAUGAAGUUAACCACCUGACCCAACGAUUUCACUCCUAGGUAUAUACCCAAGAGAAUUGAAAACAUAUCUACACAAAAACUUGUACAUGAAUGGUAUAGCAGCAUUAUUCAUAAUAGCCAAGAGGUGGAAACAACUCAAAUGUCCAUCAAGUGAUGGAUAAGCAAAAUAAAGUAUGUCCGUACCGUGGACUGUUAUUCUGACAUAAAAAGGAAUGGAGUACUAAUGCAUGUUAUAUCAUGGAUGAAUCUUGAAAACAUGCUAACUGAAAAUAACUAGUCACAAAAGAUCACAUAUUAUAUGAUUCCAUUUAUAUGAAAUGCCCAGAAAAGUUAAAUCUAUAGAGACAAAGUAGUGGUUUCCUAGGGCUGGGAGAAUGGGAGCAUUGAGGGUGAGGAAUGACAGCUAAAGGGCAUUGCAAUUGGGGGCGGGGGGACAAUGAAAAUGUUCUAAAAUUUAUUGUAGUGGUUUUUGCAAAGCCCUGUGAAUAUACUAAAAAUCAUUGUACACUUUAAGUGGAUGGGUUGUAUGGUAUGUGAAUUUUACCUUAAUCUGUUACCAAAAAAAAAAAAGGCAUAGCAGACAAAUACAACAAAAAGCUGGGGUAUCAAUCUAAUAGCCUACAAAAUGGAAGUUAAGGCUAAUAUAAUGUUGAUUCCAAAACCAGAUGAAAAUGAAAAAAAAUUUUUUUUGUUUAGGCCCAUUUUGCUUAAGAAUGUAUAUUCACAGCUAAAAUGAUUUGCUAACUAAAUGUAAUGAUGCGUUGUAGAGUUUAUUUCAGGAAUGCCAAGAUGAUUCAACACCAGAAAAUCUGUAUUAGUAAUGGACAAAAGAGAAAAAAAUCAUAAUUAUCUUAAGUGGUACAGAAGAUCAUGUGGUAAGGUUUCACACCUGUUUAUGAAGAAUAUGAAUAUCAAGUUAGCAACAGAAUAAUUUUUGUAACCUGGUGAAGGUUUAUAUGUCAAAAACCUACAGUAAACAUAUUUAGUGGAGGAAUUUUAGAUUGAAUGCAUGAUCACCUUUUAAGAUCAAGACUCAGGUAGUCUACUAUCACAGUACUAUGGAUCCUAGCUAAUAUAAGGAAAGAAAAAAUAUAUAAAUGAGUAAGGAUUGGAAGAAAGAAAGAAAGCCUCUUCUUUGUAAAUAAUAGCUACAUAGAAAAUCCAACAAUCAACAAAUUAUUCAAACUAUUAAAGAGAGAGAUUUAGAUUAAGAGCUUGCCAGUGUAAAAUCAGUCUAUGAAAAUCCAAAGCGUAUCAUUUCACAACAGCAACAAAAAUUACAAAGUAUCAAAGAAUGAACCAAGAAUAUACAUGAUCUAUUUGAGGAAAACUUGAAAACUCUGUUAAACUUUGUUAAAGACAGAAAGUGAUGUAAGAAACAUUCCAUGCUCCUACUGCUGAUGGUUGCACAACAUGAUUGAUGAAAUUAGUGUCACUGAAUUGUACAUAUGAAAAAUGUUGAAUUGGCAAAUGUUCUGUUACAUUUUACAACAAUUGAAAAAAAAAAAGACAUGCUCCAAUGAGAUGACAAUAUAACGGCGAACAUUCUUAAUUUAAUCUGAAAAUGCAAUGUAAUCGCAAUAAAAAUUUCAACUGGAUUUUUUUAAGGACCUCAAACUUACUUUAAAAAUUGUAUGGAAGAAUAAGGUCUGUGAUAGCUAACUAAAUUUAAAAAAAAGAAAUCAUACUGGUAAAGACUGAUGUGACCUAAGAACAAACAGUAGAACAGUGCAAAUAAUAGAUGAUGGAUCUAUGGCAAAUUAAUAUUUAUAAAGAUGACAAAAUGAGAAGAGCAGAAUUUUUUAUUAGAUGAUGUUGGGAAUACCAGCUCACUAUAUAAAGGAAAAAUGAAGCUAGAUUUCUACUUAUCACAAAGGUAUACUCUGGAUAUAUUAAAGACUUCAAUGAUAUAAGGUUAAAGCUAUAAAUUUAAUGAAAGAAAAUGUAGGAGAAUAUGUCUGUGACCUAGAGGUGAAAAAAUGGCCUCUUAAAUAAAACUUCAAAAGUAUGAAGCAUAAGGUAAAAAACAAAAGAUAAAUUUGGUUACAUCACAAUUAAGCAUCUGUGCUCAACAUAAGGCCAGUAGACAUAAAGUUAGUAGACAAAUGAGAGAAUGGGAAAAGUAUACUUGAAAUAUGACUACAAAGGCGCCAGUGAUCACAGCCACACUCAACAACAUCCAACAGAAGGGGGACUUUUUUCACAUGUGAUUCUUUUUAUUAAUUAUUAACAAACAGCACAACUUUUUCAGAAGCCUCCCAGCAAGUGUUAUUGGCUAGACUGUCAUGUGCCCGUGCCUAAAACAGUCACUAGCAAGAGGAGUGGAAUCACCUCCAAAUUAGCCCAAUCAUGAUUCAACACCUAUGGGGCCAAGAAUGACAGAAUUAAUCAUCAGAGGCCUGCAUUAACAGAAAUUCUGAAGGGAGUUCUUCAGGUAGAAAGAAAACGACUCCAGAGAGAAACCUAGAAAAAACAACAACAACAACAAAAACCCAAACCCAUUGCCAUGGAGUCAAAUUCUGGCUCACAACGACCCUAUAGGACAGAGCACAACUGCGCCACAGGGUUUCCAAAGCUGUAAUCUUUUUUUUUUUUUUUUAAUAGUACUUUAGAUGAAGGUUUACAGAACAAACUAGUUUCUCAUUAAACAGUUAGUACAUAUAUUGUUUUAUGACGUCGGUUAACAGCCCCACGACAUGUCGACGCUCUCCCUUCUCAACCUUCAGUCCCCUAUUACCAGCGUUCCUGUCCCCUCCUGCCUUCUAGUUCUUGCCCCGGGGCUGGUGUGCCCCUUUAGUCUUGUUCUGUUUUAUGGGCCUGUCCUAUCUUUGGCUGAAGGGUGAACCUCAGGAAUGACUUCAUUACUGAGUUGAAAGGGUAUCUGGGGGCCAUACUCUCAGGGUUUCUCCAAUCUCUGUCAGGUCAGCAAGUCUAGUCUUUCUUUUUAAGUUAAAAUCUUGUUCUGCAUUUUUCUCCAGCUCUGUCCAGGACCCUCUAUUGUGAUCACUGUCAGACCAGUCAGUGGUGGUAGCCGGGCACCAUCUAGUUGUACUGGACUCAGUCUGGUGGAGGCCAUGGUAGGUGUGGUCCAUUAGUCCUUUGGACUAAUCUUUCCCCAAGGCUGUAAUCUUUAUGAAAGCAGACUGCCACAUCUUUCUCCCAUGGAGUGGCUUGUGGGUUCAAAUCACCGACCUUUCAGUAAGCAGCCGAGUGGUUAACCACUGCACCAUCAGGACUCCUUCAAGAAAGAAAAAGAGCCCCCCAAAUAAAUUGAUAUUGACUCCACAAAGCAAUACUAGUAAGGUGUUGUGGAAGUAAAAAUAUAUGUAGAAUUGAAAUGAAUGAAAGUAAUGAAAAAGGCAGAAAGCAGAUAAAAAGAAGUAGGUGUUUUAAGAGACUAGGAUUGUUAAGAAUCUGUAAAAAUAAUUAUUUAUUUUAGACUGUAAUAAGUUAAGGAUGCAUGUUGUAAUCUCUAAGUUACCACUAAAAGAAUGUGUAACAACAGAAAACAGAAUAAUAAACAAAUAUUUGAUUACUUUUUCAAAAGAUGUGAAAAGAGAAAAAGGGCAAUAAACCAGGUGGGUUAAACAGGAAACAAAUUGUAACAUGGUACAUAGAAAACUUGCCAGCUUCUUGGAAAGCCUUCCUGAGCAGAUGACAUUUGAGCUGACAUCUGAAGGACAAGAAGGCGCCAGCCAUGUGAAAAGUUGAGGGAAAUGCAUUCCUUCCUUUAUUUUUAGUUUUAAUUUAAAAUUUUUAUUAUGAACAAUUUCAAAUAUACAAACAUUAAAACAAUAGUGCACUGUGUAUCCACCCCCCCGCCUCCGAUUCAACAAUUAUGGUUAUUCGGUACAGAUGCUUUAUAUAUAAAACCAAAAAACGCAAAUCCAUUGUCAUCGAGUCACUCAUGACUCAUAGUGACCCUACAGGACAGAGUAGAACUGCCCCACAGGGUUUCCAAGGAGCGCCUGGUGGAUUCAAACUGCUGACUUUUUGGUUAGCAGCCAUAGCACUUUACCGCUAUGCCACCAGGGUUUCCAUACAUAUAUGCAGAAAGGUGACAUUGGUUACCUUUUUCACAGCGUGUCAGCAUUCUCUUUGUUUCCAUUCUGGUUGUUCUGUUUCCAGUAAUCUAGUUUCCCUGACCCACCUUACCUUCUCAUCUCUGCUUUAGAGUAAAUGUUGACCACUUGGUCUCAUACAGAUGAUUUUAAAAGGAGCACAGUACUCACGGGUGAUAUUUUUUAUUUUAUGAAUCAAUCUGUUACUUAUCUGAAAGGUUACCUGUGUGAGUAAAUUCAGUUCAAAGUUUAAAGGAUAUUUUAGGGUGAUAGUCUUGAAGGUUCCUCCAGUCUCAACUGGUCCAAGUCUGGACUUUCUAAGAAUUUGAGUUUUGUUCUACAUUUUUCUCCUAUUCUGUCAGGGCCCAUCUAUUGUGUCCCUGAUCAGAAGAGUCGGUAGUGGUGGCUGAGUACCAACCAGUUCUUCUGGUCUCAGGAUACAGGAAGCCAUCGUUUGUGUAGGCUUUUAGCCCUGUAUGCUAUUCCUUAUUUGAGCCUUUGGUUUCCUUCCUUCUCUCUCGCUCCAGACAAGUAGAGACCAACAGUAGUAUCUUAGAUAGCCACUCACAAGCUUUUAAGAACCCAGGAUGUAGAACAUAAAUUUUAUGUACUAUAUUAUGCCAAUUGACCUAUUUGUCCCACAAGACUAUGGUGUUCAAACCCAGUGAAUCAAUCCCCCAUGGUGUUUGGUUAUGUCUAAGAAGUACCUGUAACUGUGCCCCCAUGUGCUUUGUUUUAUACAUAUGAAUAUAUAUAUACAGCACACACAUACCACAUAGUAGGCACUUAACGAAUAUUUGUAAGUUGACUGACUCUUACAUGUUAUUUUUUCAGAUUGGAAAUUAGCAGACUGAAUGGCAAGGAUAGUCUGGAUAUUUGUAUUUACCAUGCUCCAGAAGAAAACUUAAACCAAACCCAUUGCCUUCAAGUCAAUUCUGACUCAUAGCGACCCUAUGGGACAGAGUAGAACUGCCCCAUAAGAUUUCAAAGGAGUGGUUGGUGGGAUGAAACUGCCAACCUUUUGGUUAGUCGCUGAGCUCUUAACCACUGCACCAUCAGGGCUCCUCCAGAAGAAAUUGCCACUGUAAAUUAAACAGUGAUAUUGUGACGAGGGGCCCAAAGGAGAAACAAAGAUAGAUUUUAGCAGUUAAACUUAAUAAACUAGCCAGAAUAAGUAGGAAUUUAAAUGUUUAAUCCCUUAAAAGAGAAAAGUAGAUUAAAGUUUAAUAAUACAAUAUCAAAAACAUGACCCAGUAGCUAAUAUUGUUUUGCCUCUCAGAGAAAAAGUGAGGGUGAAGGUGGUUACUAUAUACGUCAUCUUUCUUUACUAAGAAGGCUUGAUUAAACUAGUCAAUCAAUCCUUGUCCCUUCAAGUCAAUCAAAGUGCACUCAGCAAAGAGCAUCAGUUUAAGCUUUUGUCCAAUUCCUAAUAAUCUAAGGUGCUCUUAAAAUAAUUUUGGUCUCUAAUUUCAGAAUACGUUGUUUUAUUUCCUAAUAUAUUGACAAAUAACAAAGUUGUAUGAUUUGAAUUCUGACCCUUAAUGUGAUCGAGAAGCUAAUGGGCAGUGGAAUGCACAAAACCUAGGCAGCAUAAAGUGAAGAAGACAUGAUGUAUGUGUAAUCUCUGAGCUAGAUAAUUGAGAGCUGGUUGGUGAAUCUGAAAGAUGGAUUUACUAAUGUGUCAGUAAUUAAAUAGCAAAUUGACUCAACAUGACAUUGCUGAUUGUAGUGGCAGAAGAUUAUAUAAAAUUGCCAAAAGGAUGGAGAAAAUCAUGUGAUGCAUUGUUCAGAUUCUCCUUUUUACUGGGCUAGGUAUGUCAUUUUCUUUUUUCUAUUUGCCUAAACUAUAACUUACUUUUGAGAUACUAAGUCCGUUAUUUAGUAAAGGUGGCGGAAAAGGGAAUGGAAAGAAAGGUAGGUAAUAACUAAGCACCUACCCUGUGCGGUCAUGCUAGGCUCUUAAAGAGUUCUUCCAAUAAUCCCCCAGGAAGUAGGUGUUAAUAUUAUUUACAAGUGAGAAAACUGAGACUUUGAGAGAUAAAGUGAUUUUUCUGAAUCAUACAUGAGGAUUUGAAAUUAGAUGUGAUUCUAGAACGCCUGUCCUUUCUUUCACUAUAACACCACCAGAUCCAUUUCCUUACCCAGGGAGAAAUUAGAUGGAGUGUUGAGUUUCAACUAAUAAGUGGAAUGUAUUAUGAAACUUGAGAAGCUUUUCAAAUAGUAAAAAUGAUACCCAGGACUUCCUAAUGCAAAAUAUAUAGUAACUUUAAAAAAAAAAAAAACCACUAAUAUGAAAAAGAUGAGAAAAUAUUUACAUGUUUGUCUCUAGGAUUGUAAUGAAUCUAAAAGCCACUCAAAGCAUAUUGAAACCACUGGAUGCAUCUGUUUUUUAGGUUCUGGAGUGACAUCAGUGGGAAUGACAGAAUAAGGACAUCUGAACAUCUCCUCCAUUAAAGCAAUGAGAGCACUGGCAAACAAUUGUCAAAAUUAACUUUUUCAGAACUCUGGAAAUCAACCAAAGACAUGCAAUAAUCAGAAGUGGUUAUUCAAGAAAAAAGGCUAAAUCUCUGUAAGAACAGUAAACUUUGUGGUGUUUUAAAUUGUCCAAUUCUCAUUCCCUUCUCUUCGCCUCUGCAGUAACUUUGAAAACCAGCAGCCCUACAUCACAGCAAAAAUGAGCAAACUAGCAGCUACUGGAAGGAGCAAGAUGGGUUUGGAGUUGCCUAAAAGCACUAUUCCCAGAAAGCUGUCAUAUGUGACCCUGAAAACCUCCACUCACGGGUUUUGUCUUUAUGUAACUUGAUGCAGAAUGCAUACAAAAAACCUUUUCCUUGAAGGUAUUUGUUGAAAAUAAUCAGUGGCAAUUAUUUAACAUUGCAGCUGCUUGGGGCAAACAAGAAGCUGACUAAGAAACUUGAAAAGAAAAAAAAAAAAAACCUGGGAAAUAA
Molecule: messenger RNA, 18655 nt
Organism: Loxodonta africana (African savanna elephant)
Lineage: Eukaryota; Metazoa; Chordata; Mammalia; Proboscidea; Elephantidae
Gene: WDR89
Product: WD repeat domain 89
Exons: 2
Coding region: 6409-7569 (386 amino acids)
Molecular function (GO): protein binding
Source: RefSeq, a predicted model, not a curated record